AUGAUUUAUUGGCAAUUCGGCACUAGACAAUUCUUCCACUAAACAAAGUUCAAAAAUUAUUCAAUUUAAUUAUAUGUAUUCCCCACCUUAUAUAUGGCAUUUCAUUCCUUGGAAAAGCCACUCAUUGUGGUGCUCAGGCAAAAUGGUUAGACUUAAUUCUUCCUUUGGUUACUUCUUGAUCUUUGUAAUAUUUGCAUCUUCAAGUAGCUUGAAGCUGAAGGCAUCCGCUACUAAGAAGACUAGUGCUUCUUCUGCAUUGUUCAUCUUUGGCGACUCCACUGUGGACGCUGGCAACAAUAACUACAUCGAUACUAUACCUGAUAACCGAGCAGGUUUGAAGCCGUAUGGCCGGAAUGGCUUCUUCCAAGCACCCACCGGACGCUUCUCCGAUGGCCGCAUCAUAGUAGAUUACAUUGCUGAAUAUGCAAAGUUGCCGCUAAUUCCUCCAUUCUUACAACCUUCCGCCGAUUACACAUAUGGUGCCAACUUUGCAUCCGGUGGCGGCGGCGUUCUCCCUGAGACUAAUCAAUUAGGAAAUGUAAUAGAUCUUCCAACACAGCUAAAAAAUUUUGAAGAGGUGGAGAAAUCACUGACGGAAAAACUUGGAGAAGCACAGGCUAAAGAGAUCAUAUCGGAAGCAGUUUAUUUCAUUAGCAUUGGAAGUAACGAUUACAUGGGUGGUUAUUUAGGUAAUUUCACAAUGCAAGAAAAUUAUAUUCCUGAAGUCUACGUUGGAAUGGUCAUUGGGAACUUGACAAAUGCAAUCCAGGUGAAUAGCUUAUAUGAGAAGGGAGCAAGAAAAUUUGGAUUUCUAAGCCUGUGCCCUUUAGGUUGUCUUCCAGCUUUGAGAGCAAUGAAUCCCAAAGCCAGUGAAGGUGGCUGUUUUGAAGCAGCUUCUUCUCUUGCAUUGGCUCAUAAUAAUGCCUUGAGAGCUGUUCUCACAAGCCUUCAACAUCUAUUCAAAGGGUUCAAAUAUUGUAACUCCAAUUUCUAUAACUGGCUCAAUGACAGGAUCAAUAAUCCCACCAAAUAUGGUUUGAAAGAUGGAGUGAAUGCUUGCUGUGGAACCGGACCAUACAAUGGUAUCUAUAGCUGCGGAGGCAAUAAGAAAAUCGCCAAAUUCGAACUAUGUGAAAAUUCUGAUGAGUAUGUUUGGUGGGAUUCAUUCCAUCCGACGGAAAGAAUCCAUGAACAUUUUGCAAAAACUCUAUGGAAUGGAGCUCCGUUUUAUGUCGGACCUUAUAAUUUAGAAGAUUUUUUCUUCACCAAGGAAAAUCUCACCAUUGCUGAUGAAGUUGAUGACCUUGAUAAUAAUAAUGGAGGACUGAACUUUCAGUAAUAUGUAGAAAAGAGGAACCGUCAUGAAUAAGAAAACAUGUUGUACAACCUAUAAUUUAACAUUUAUGCCAUAUAUAUGAGUGUUGUUUCAUGUUCGCGAUUAAAUCGGAGUUAAAUGUAAAUAAAACUAUGAACUAUAA
Molecule: messenger RNA, 1478 nt
Organism: Mercurialis annua (annual mercury)
Lineage: Eukaryota; Viridiplantae; Streptophyta; Magnoliopsida; Malpighiales; Euphorbiaceae
Product: GDSL esterase/lipase 5-like
Exons: 5
Coding region: 74-1339 (421 amino acids)
Molecular function (GO): hydrolase activity, acting on ester bonds
Source: RefSeq, a predicted model, not a curated record